Rhizopus microsporus ATCC 52813 is the source of this 1148-nucleotide messenger RNA. RefSeq lists its product as uncharacterized. Gene Ontology annotation, molecular function: zinc ion binding; single-stranded RNA binding; mRNA binding. NCBI's taxonomy places the organism in Eukaryota, Fungi, Mucoromycota, Mucoromycetes, Mucorales, Rhizopodaceae. The transcript is spliced from 3 exons. Gene Ontology annotation, cellular component: cytoplasm. Gene Ontology annotation, biological process: positive regulation of cytoplasmic translation. The coding region runs from base 149 to 1012 and encodes 287 amino acids. The record is from RefSeq and is a predicted model, not a curated record.
CUUGGCAACAAGGAUAAAUUUCAUUUGAUAGGCUAUAAUGUAUCUCAAUUCUGAUUGGCUUUGAUCUGUUAUUUUUUUUUUAUAACUUUUUCCUUGUUAUUUUCCUUCUUUCCUUCGUAUUAAUUGACUAUUUGGUGUGAAGUUGGUUAUGGCGUAUAUAAAGAGAUCUUGCUACAAGUGCGGAAACGUUGGACAUUUUGCUAAUGUGUGUCCAGAAGCUGAAAGACUUUGCUAUAACUGUAAGCAACCCGGACAUUUGUCUGCAGAAUGCAACAAUCCCAAGGUUAUUGAGCCUAAGCAGUGCUUUAAUUGUGGAGGAGGUAAGAUUAAACGAGAAUUUGACCAAGUUGAGCUUAAUCAAACGCGCAAUGUGCUUAUUCUAGUGGGUCAUAUUCAAUCACAGUGCACGAGUGACCGUUCUGUCAACAAGACGAACAGAAACAAGCCUCAGUGUUUCAAUUGCCAACAAUAUGGUCAUGUAGCUAAACAUUGUACUCAGCCUCCACAGCCUAGAGAACGUCGUCGCAGCAGCAGCAGCAGCAGCAACAAUAACAACAACAGCAAUAACAAUAAUGUUAUUCCACGUAAGCCUCGUAUGAACACUAGAAACAGACAAGUUAUUUGUCACAAGUGUGGUGGGAUCAAUCAUUUUGCAAAGGAUUGUAAGGCAAGCGACAUUCUUUGUUAUAAUUGCAACAAGUAUGGUCACAUUGCUCGCGAAUGUCCUAUUACAAUGUCAUCAUCAAAGCCUGAUUACCCAAAGAAGCGUAACAGCGGCAAGGCUUGCUAUGUAUGUGGAAAGGUUGGACAUAUUGCUCGUAACUGCUUUGUAGCCAAGAGACAAAGAGACGAUGAAAGCGAAGGAGAAGGAGAAGAACAUGAAGAUGAAACUGAGUCUGAAGAAGAAGAAUCCUAUGAUGAAGAAGACGAAGAAGAUGAAGAAGAAGAUGAAGAAGAAGAAGAAAGAGUAAAGUCAGAAAAGCAAGAGGUCAAGGAUAACAGUAAACAUUAGACAUUUCUUUUUUGAAAAAUAUUCGUCGGAAUUUUAAAAUAAAUGGUCGGUAUGCGGAGAUUGAACGUUUAUCUUUAUUUUUUUUUCUGCUCUUUCCAGGCAUUUCCCCUUCUUUUUUUCUUUUUCUUUUUUCAUA